Molecule: messenger RNA, 6064 nt
Organism: Patella vulgata (common limpet)
Lineage: Eukaryota; Metazoa; Mollusca; Gastropoda; Patellidae
Product: guanine nucleotide-binding protein subunit beta-5
Exons: 10
Coding region: 7-1071 (354 amino acids)
Biological process (GO): G protein-coupled dopamine receptor signaling pathway; G protein-coupled receptor signaling pathway
Cellular component (GO): cytoplasm; heterotrimeric G-protein complex
Molecular function (GO): signaling receptor complex adaptor activity; protein binding
Source: RefSeq, a predicted model, not a curated record
ACCAAGAUGGCCGCUACAGAAGCCUUGCGAGCCGAUAAUCCCGAAUCUAUCGAGUCUUUGAGCCGAGAAGCAGAAUCAUUGAAAGCCAGAUUAGAAGAAGAAAAGGCAAAAUUAAACGAUGUUGAUAUGUGUGUUGUUGCCCAACGGCUAGAUAAUCUUGCCCAGUUUAAUAUUAAACCAAGACGAGUAUUGAAGGGUCAUCAAGGCAAAGUGCUAUGCAUGGAUUGGUCUUCAGAUAAAAGGCAUAUUGUUAGUUCUUCACAGGAUGGAAAAAUGUUAGUUUGGGAUGCCUUUACAACAAAUAAAGAACAUGCAGUAACAAUGCCCACAACAUGGGUAAUGGCAUGUUCUUAUGGUCCAUCAGGCUCAAUUGUUGCUUGUGGCGGUCUAGAUAAUAAAUGCACUGUUUACCCAUUGAGCUUAGAAGAAGAUCCAGCUAGUAAAAAGAAAGCUGUAGCUACACAUACUAGUUAUUUAUCCUGUUGUUCAUUUACUAAUUCAGAUUAUCAGAUAUUAACAGGUAGUGGAGAUAGUACAUGUGCAUUAUGGGAUGUAGAAAGUGGUCAGUUAAUACAAAGUUUUCAUGGUCAUGCUGGUGAUGUAAUGAGUAUAGAUUUAUCACCAACAGAAACAGGCAAUACAUUUGUCUCAGGUGGCUGUGAUAAAGUAGCUAUGGUAUGGGAUAUGAGAACUGGUGAUUGUGUUCAGAUGUUUGAAGGUCAUGAUUCAGAUAUAAACAGCGUUAGAUUUUAUCCUAGUGGUGAUGCCUUUGCCACAGGUUCAGAUGAUGCCACGUGUCGUCUAUUUGACUUAAGAGCUGAUAGAGAAGUUAGCUGUUAUAAGAAAGAAAGUAUUAUAUUUGGCUGUAAUUCAGUUGACUUUUCAGUUAGUGGUCGUUUAUUGUUUGGUGGUUAUAAUGAUUAUACUAUAAAUCUAUGGGAUGUAUUGAAGGGUACUAGAUUAUCUAUAUUAUAUGGUCAUGAGAAUAGAGUUAGCUGUCUUGGUGUAUCACCAGAUGGCACAGCACUAUGUACAGGUAGUUGGGACUAUACAUUAAGGAUAUGGGCAUGAUUGGGUAUUCAGAAAUACAGAAGUCUUGGCACGACCAUCCAGCAUUUUAUCGUCAAGGCCAUCUAGACAACGAUCUCAACUUUUGACCAAGUAGUAGCCACCAAAAUAAUCAGUUACCUUUUUUUCUUUUCCUUAUUAAAAUGGACAUCUUAUGACUUUUAUUAGAUUUUUCUUCAGAGUAUCAAUAUAUAAGUAUGUAUGGUAAUUUGAAUAGUUAAAGCUAUAUUCAAAGUUACGAUAUAAUACAUUGGAUAUAGAGAAAGUUGAUAAUUUAAAUAAGUAUUGUUAAUUAGUCUCCAUAAAAGAUAUUGUUUUUUCUUUUUUGUCCCCUGCCUGUCAAAGAAAGCAGUAGACUAUUAAAAUGGGUCUGUGCGUCUGUCUGUCUGUCACAUUUUUUGGGACAUGAUAACUCUCCUCCUAAUUGAGGUAGGUGUUUAUUAGGUCAAUGCCUUGAUGGAGUUCAAAGAUGGACAUUUUCUGCUUAGGCUAAGCAGAGAUAAGCAAUAUGAUUGGUUGAUGCUUUGGGACACGAUAACUGUUCUAAUUAAGUUAGAGUGUUGAAACUUGGUGUAUAGUUUCAUUACAUCAAUACCUCGGCCAAGUUCGAUAAUGGACAUUUUCUGCUCAGGGUAAGCAGCGUGAUAAGAAAUUUGAUUUGGUCAAGACUUUGGAGCUUGAUAACUUUGAUUCUAAUGGUAAAACUUUGUGUAUAGUUUCAUUAUAUCAAUACCUUGAUGAGCAUUUCCGGCUUAGGCUAGGUAGAGACUUCAGUCUGAUUGGUCAAGACUUCGGAAAACAAUAACUCUUCUUCUAAUUUAGGUAGAAUGUUCACACUUGGUAUAGGUGUUUAUUAGAUGAAUGCCUUGACAAUGUUCGACCAUACGCAUUUUCCACUAAGGUUAAGCAGAGGUAAGCAAUUUGAUUGGUUGAAACUUUGGAACAACUUUGGUUCUGCUUAGACUAAGUAGCGAUAAUCAGUUUGAUUGGUCAAGACAUUGGAACAUAACAACUUUGCUAAAGCUAAGCAGAGCUAAGCAAUUUCAUUUGAUAUUCUAACUGAUGGACAGUGAUGUAACUUAGGGUAUAGUUUCACUACCACCAGGUACUUCAAAACCUUGACUGAGUUCGAUUGUGAACAUUUUCUGCUUAGACUAAGUAUAGAUAAUCAGUUUGAUUGGUCGAUACUUUUCAAAAAGAUAAAUGUGCAAUUAAUUAAUAGUAUCAUCUAUUUGGGAUUACGGCUGGGGACAUCAACCUGUUCGCUUGUUUUAUUUAUUACAUUUUUAUUGACAUGACAGAAAGUCAUAUUUUAUAAUUUAUUUUAGUCUUUUUCGCAUAAUGAAGAAACUUUAUUUAUCUUAGCAUAAGUUAUUUUUGCAUGACAUUUAAAUUCCAAUAAAUUGUAUUUAGUGCAUAAUAUAUUUUUUAGCAUAAUGUUAAAAUCCUCUUUAUUUAAAAUUAUGUUUCUAAUUUUUAGAAGAUCUUGUCUCUGUUUUAUUUAAUUUCUUUAUGAAAGAGAUAUUAUAUAGGAUAUCAAAUUGGAGAUGAGAAAGUGCUAUUAUUAUUAUUUUAUUGUUGUUUUUUGCUACAACAUUUCAAGAAAAAGGAUGGGGACAUCAAAAUUGGUGCAUUUUAGAACCCAACAAAAUCUUUUGCAUUUUCACAUAUAUAGCUCUAUAUAGGAUAAUAUUCAUGUAAAUAUAUUUCAUCAAUUAAUUCAAAGUCUUGUUUAAAAUCAUGAUUUUACUUUCAAAAUAUAUCAUUAUGCAAAUUGUUUGUUAAAUGUGUAAAUUAGUUGAUAUGUGAUCAUGUACUUUGUUGUUUAUAUAGUCUAUUUCGUUUUAAUCUAAAAAAAAAUUGUCAAUUUGUCAGAUAUUCAGCUAGUCAAAACAUAAUAAAUGGAGACAGUAGAAGCUUCUUCAUCAUCUUUCUAUUUAUCUUUAGAGAGAUAUAUAGUGACUAUCUUAUUUAGGUUUUCUGUAUUUUGUGUUUUAAUUAUAAAACACCUGAGCAAUUUGGAAGAGAAUCCAGCAGUUCUGUUAAAAAUCAAUGAUUUUCCACACCCAAACAAUGAGAAUACCUGUACAUUAUUACUAAUUAUCAAAUAUCUCAGGAUUUGAUAACAAGCUGUUAUUGGGAUAUAUAAAAAAAACCCUUUAAAACAGGGUAUUGAAUGAAGAUACUGAUCAGAAUCUCAGAAAUAUCUUUAUGUGUACAUGUAUUUUCACUCAUUAAAAAGUUUGACUUUUCCCCCAUUCACCAUAGAUUAUAAAUAAACAGUUUUAGAUGUUAAGAGGAAGAAUGUUUUAAUAACAUGUUUCAUGUAUUAUUCGAAGUGUUUUCAGAAAAAACAUCAGUAGAGGUGACAAAUUUUAUCUUCUGUUAGCUUUGUAAAAUAGAGUCCUUGCCCCAAGACAAUGGAACAUUCUCAGAUUUAACUAAGAAUCUUAAGAAUUUACUCAUUUAUUGUUCGUGAUCACUGAGAACCUGAGAAUGUUUUGUGGGCUAGAUCUUUUGAUCUUAAACCAAAUGAUAGAGAAUUGUAUAGUCUUAAACUAUUGUAAAUAUGCUUCUUGUUGCCUUUUCUUUCGUGUAAAUUUACAGAAUAAAGUUUUCUUAUUGGUCAUUUAAGAUUAAAUGACAGUUUUAAAUCAUUUUAGUGUAUUAUUUGCUGUCUAGAAAAGCAUGUGCAGAACCAGUUUUUAAACUUUAAUAAUGGUUAUAUGUUCAGUAAUCAGUCUGUGGAAAAUUCUUAAAAUAUGAAAAGUAAUUAUUUCUUUAUUGAAGUAAUAUCUUAUAUUGGACAUUCAUUAUUUAUUGGAAAUUUCUUUCUUGCAGAACAUGAAACUCAUUGCUUUUUCAAUUAUGCUUGAAAUAAUAUUUCAAGUGAACAUUAUUAAGUUAUUUAUAGAAAACUUUCCUUUAAAUCCACUGAUUGCCAUUUGCAUUUUUCAGACAAUAUAUAAAUCUUAAUUCAUGCGUAAGUGCACUCAAAUUGAUUAUUUAACAUUUUAAUCAAAAUGCUGAAUUAAAUAAUUUUUGUUUAAUAUGAAUCCAAAGAUACAUGUUUACAUAAAUUUUACCAAAAUUUGGUCCAUUUUGAACAAAGUGAAUUUUGUCCAUUUUAAACAGGGUGAAUUUUGACCUUUUUGAACAGGGGGAAUUUAGAGAUUCAAAUUUUAUAAUAUUGUAGUUAGUUUGAAAGGGAUUCAAAAUCCUGCAGGUGAUGAUCAGAGACUCUUAGAAAUGAGUUUUUGUCAGUUAUAUAUGUACCCUUUGUAUAUUUCCCAUUAUUCAGUAUAGAUUGUACAUUUGAAAACCAAUAGUUAUAAUUCAUCCACAGGGUUCAUUGUUGCAGGGCUUUGGUUGUUGUACUCCUGCCUUUCGAAAAAUGCAGGAGACUAUUAAAAUGAGUCUGUUUGUCGGUAACAUAAUAGUUUUGCAUCUAAUUGAGUUAGAAUGUUCAAAACUAGAUGUGCAUUAUAUAUAGUAGGUGAAAGUCUUGACUAAGUAUGUGAAGAGAGUUUUUUUACAUAGGCUAAGAAGCUGUCCUUCACUACUUUACUUUGGAUCACAAUGACUCUGCUUCUAAUUAAGGGAAGAUGUUCAAACUGGAUGUAUAUGUUUGUUAUAUGAAAGGAGAGACAUUAUAACACAAAAACUUUGAGCUCUAAUUUAGUGAUAGUGAUAAAACUUGGUGUAUAGUUUCAAAUACCUUGACUAAUAUGUUGAUACAAACGAUAAAUGUGCAAGUAAUUAAUGAGUGUUAUUUAUUUAUUUUGGGAUUGAGGUCAGGGACAUUAGCUCACUGUUGGCUUGUUUUUAUUUAUUAGGCUUCAUUAUUUAUUUCUAAAUUCAUUUUAUGUAUACCCUUGUAUGUUUAUUUAUAAUGCAUGUAAAGAUUGAUCAAAAUUUUCAAAAAUAUCAAAAUGCAUUCAUCAAAUGUCAAAUUGAAGUAUUAGUUUAGUAUUAUUUAGGUUUUAUUUCUAGUCAACAAAUGGAUUGAUUACAGAUUUUAAUAAUUUGUUAUGAUCUUUAUUUACCACACAAAAUAUACCUGUCAAAAAUAUAUCAAAAUCUGUGUUCUGUUGGACCUUUUAUAUUAACUACAAAUUAACAGUCAGCUCCUCACAACUGAUGUUCAACCUCUCACAAUAUCUUCAAAUAUAACAUAAUUAGUUAUUGGCUUAUUUCUAGUUGCUGACAGAAUGAGUGAUUUGAAAAGUCAUAAAACAACAGCCUGGAAGUACAAUAUUAUUGUCUGUAUUCAAAUGCUAUAUUAUUUGUGUAUAAUUUUACAAUUACUUAUAUUUUUUUGUUCAUUUUUCUCACCUUAUUGUAUUGUUAGCUUUCUGCUUUCUUUUAUAUCAGUAUUUUAUUUUGUAUGUUUUUCCUUUUUGGUAUCCCUAAUUUAAUUUUUAUCUAUAAAUGAUGUAUUUGUUACUUUUGUUUGUUUGUUAUGAGAUGUUAACAUAUUACUGUGUUCAAUUUUAUUUAUAUUGUCAAUACGAGUACAUAUAAUGUAAUGUUCAGUAAGUUUUCUUUUAAGAAAGUAUAGCUGGAAUACUUGUGCUAAAAUUACAUCUUGGUGCAUAAAAAUAAAUUUCAUAACAUUUUAGUGUACAUACUUUGGGACAAAUAAAAUGGCAUGAAAUUGGCAAGUAUGAAUAUAUGUUUAUUUGGAGAUCUUCCUCACCUAAAUCCAUAUUUUAAAACUACUUCUGAAGAAUAUAUUCAUGUUAUUGAUCAAGUUAUCUAUUAUUUUGAAAUUAAUAAUACCAACUGUAUAUUACUGUUUGCCAUAUAAGAUGUCUUGAAAUUGCAUUUAACUACCUUGUCUCAAACAUCCAUCUAGAUCUGUAAUGGUCAAAUACAUUUUUAUUGUGCAUGUCAAGAUUAUAUCAAAUAUCUAUUUAAAUAAUAUAUCAUCAAAUGUUUUUCGCAUUGCAAGUAUGAAGACUCAUUAAAGUGCAAUAAACCAUUAUUAGAGAAA